AUGGCACUUCUAUAUAAUGAGGGAUGUCCAAAUUCUGAAGAAGACUUUACCAAAUGCAAUAUGCUUGCAUGUAUAAUACGUGGGGGUAAGUUCAGAACCCAUCAUUGCGAUCCUGCAUUUAAAUCAGUUAACGUAAAAUAUCCUUCUAGAAAUAUUUCAAAUAAUCCUGCAAAAAAUAUAUUUACAUUUGAGCAUUCGACACCACCUAAUAGUUUUCAAUCUAAAGUAACUCUUCUUUCAAAUAAUGAUGGUGAAAUUGUGUUUCUAUAUGAAAAAUAUAUGCAAGAAUUUAGCUAUUCAUCUGAAGUAUUUUUAUGCCGUUUUCGAGAUAAAGACCAAAAAUUAAUAUUUUGUGAAAUAGUUGACAAAAUUUAUUUGGGAAAAACUCUUUCUUUUAAUUCUAUUGAUAUUAUCGAUAAAAAAGGAAGAGAAAAUUAUAGAAUUAGACUAAAAAAUUUAAAGAAUCCCAGACACAUAAGUCGUAUAUUAAAAUAUGAUGAUAUAUAUUUUAGUAGGGAUGCUUGUCAUUAUGUAGAAGAAGGAUAUUCUCAUGAAAAUAUUUGCAGAUAUUCCAUAUGUAGAAAGGAUCAAAAUGAUCAUACAUCAUGCGUGGAUGCUAAAUUUAAUGGAAAAUUGUUUCAUUUACAGAAACAUUCGCAACGUCAUGAAGGAAAGGAAAAAUUUAUAUAUCUCCCAAAAAAUUGCCUAAAUGAUGGUUUGAAAAUCGAUUGUACUCCUUAUUUAUGCGAAUAUGAGAGGCCACAUGAAUUAACGCCAUGCAAAAAGUUAGAUAUUAGUAUUGUGAAGAAUAUAAUACCACAUUCAGAAAGUUCGGAAGUGAAACUCACAAGAACUAAAAAUUUAGUUCAUGAAAACAAUUUAAACAUGUAUUCUCUUGUUGCAAUGUCUUUUAUUCCUUUCUUAAUUAUAUUCUUUUUCAUAGGAUGCUAUAUGUAUAAAACCAUUAAGAAGAAUAAAUCAAGAAAAAUAAAGAUGAGCUCUAAAGAACCAUAA
Messenger RNA from Plasmodium gallinaceum, 1014 nucleotides. RefSeq names its product fam-e protein. The transcript is spliced from 2 exons. The record is from RefSeq and is a predicted model, not a curated record. The coding region runs from base 1 to 1014 and encodes 337 amino acids. Lineage: Eukaryota; Apicomplexa; Aconoidasida; Haemosporida; Plasmodiidae.